Messenger RNA from Microsporum canis CBS 113480, 3195 nucleotides. RefSeq names its product fatty acid hydroxylase. Gene Ontology annotation, molecular function: FMN binding; heme binding; flavin adenine dinucleotide binding. Bases 1 to 3195 code for a protein of 1064 amino acids. The record is from RefSeq and is a predicted model, not a curated record. NCBI's taxonomy places the organism in Eukaryota, Fungi, Ascomycota, Eurotiomycetes, Onygenales, Arthrodermataceae. The transcript has 7 exons. Gene Ontology annotation, cellular component: cytosol.
AUGCCUGAACCGAUUCCUGGCCCGGCACCGCUGCCGAUCGUUGGCAACGCUCAUAACCUCGACCUUGUAAACACCUUUACUACCUUUGGGAACCUCGCAGAUAUAUAUGGACCCGUCUUCAAGCUUACGCUGGGUGGUGAAGAGAAGAUAUUCAUCACGACUCAGGCUUUGAUGAAUGAGGUUUGCGAUGAGAAACGCUUUUCGAAGCUAGUUGCGGGCGGUUUAGCUCAGAUUAGAAAUGGAGUUAAAGAUGGGCUCUUCACGGCUCAACCAGGAGAGCACAACUGGGAGAUUGCACAUCGUGUUUUGAUGCCAGCAUUUGGUCCAUUAUCUAUCCGGUCCAUGUUUGAUGAGAUGCAUGAUAUUGCGUCGCAGUUGGUGAUCAAAUGGGCACGAUUUGGCCCCAAUGAAAAAAUCCAUGUGACGGACGAUUUCACGAGGUUGACGCUCGACUCUAUUGCCCUUUGUGCUAUGGGAACCCGGUUUAACUCUUUCUAUCACGAGGAGAUGCAUCCAUUUGUCAAUGCCAUGGUUGGGUUCUUGGCUGAAUCUGGAGCCAGAGCAAAUCGACCAGCUGUUGUCCAAUAUUUCAUGCACUCGGCUCAGCAAAAGUAUGAUGCUGAUAUUGAGCUGAUGAAGAAGGUGGCUGGGGAUUUGGUUGCGGACCGGAAAUCUCACCCUAAUGAUAAAAAGGACCUACUAAAUGCCAUGUUAAAAGGAAAGGAUGCCAGAACCGGAGAACAAAUGACGGAAGAGAGUAUAAUGAACAAUAUGAUUACCUUCUUGAUCGCUGGUCAUGAAACCACUAGCGGCCUUUUGUCGUUUUUGUUUUAUUACCUCUUAAAACAUCCAUCGGCAUAUCAAGCUGCACAACGCCAGGUGGAUGAAGUCGUGGGCCGUGGCCCGAUUACUGUAGACCACAUGUCUAAAUUGCCAUACAUAGAGGCCUGCAUGCGGGAAACGCUCAGGCUGUCGCCUUCUGCAACUGCUAUACAGAUGCAGUCUCGGCCGGACGGUACAGAGGAUCCAGUAUACCUCGCCAACGGGAAAUAUGAGGUUAAAAAGGGCCAGCCAAUUGUUUGCGUUAUACCACAAAUCCAUCGUGACCCAUCAGUUUAUGGAGAUGAUGCAAAUCUCUUCAAACCAGAACGGAUGUUAGAUGAGGCAUUUGCGAAACUCCCUAAAAACUCCUGGAAGCCGUUCGGGAAUGGUGUACGUGCGUGUAUUGGCAGGCCAUUUGCGUGGCAAGAGACCAUCCUCACUGUCGCAAUGCUCCUUCAAAAUUUCAAUCUCCGUUUCGAUGACCCAAGCUAUCAGCUACAGAUAAAGCAGACUCUCACUAUCAAGCCUAAUGGCUUUUUCAUGCGUGCGACUCUGAGGCACGAUGUUGACCCUGUUCAGCUUGAGAAGAUGCUUCAUGUGAGCAUAGAGGCGGAAACUAGGGUGACAGACAAGGACAGGAAUGCUGGUGCUUCGUCAACUGGCGUUGCAAAGAAGCCUAUGACGAUACUUUACGGUUCAAAUGCUGGGACUUGCGAGGCCUUGGCACAGAAUUUGGCUAGAGACGCAUCCAGCAGAGGUUAUGCUGCUCAAGUUGGACCCUUAGACUCGGGUGUUGACAAGAUACCCAAAGACCAGCCCGUGAUCAUAAUUUCAUCCAGUUACGAAGGCCAACCUCCUGAUAAUGCUGCUCAUUUUGUCGAAUGGAUUCAAGGCCUUGGUAGCAAUGCGCUUUCUGGUGUGAAAUACGCAGUAUAUGGCUGUGGAAAUCAUGAUUGGACGUCCACGUUCCAUCGGGUACCAAAGCUCCUGGACGCCGAAUUCAACAGGUCUGGAGCAACUAGAGUUGCAGGCAUUGGGCUUGGGGAUGUAGCUGAUGGGGACAUUUUCAACCACUUUGAUAAAUGGCAGGAUGAGCAACUCUGGUCCUCUAUUGGAGGUGAGGUAGAUCCUACGGAAGAGGGUACAGUAGAGGUUGAAAUUGAUACGGAUGCCCGCAAAUCCACUCUCCGACAGGACGUUAGAGAAGCAACCGUCAUCAGCAAUAGGGUGUUGACAGCACCAGGGGAACCGGAGAAGAGACACAUUGUCUUGAAACUUCCCACUGGGAUGUCAUACAAGUCUGGAGAUUAUCUUGCUGUGCUCCCUAUCAACGACCAGAGAAAUAUCCGGCGAGCCCUGAACCGGUACAACUUGCCAUGGGAUGCCAUGCUCACCAUUAAGGUCGGUGCAAACACGACAUUGCCAACGGGUCACCCCGUUUCAGCAAUGGAUGUCUUGAGUGCAUAUGUAGAACUGGGCCAACCAGCAACAAAAAAGAACGUGGCCCGUAUUGCUUCCAGUAUCUCAGACGAGAAAACCCGCGAGGAAGUUCUAGCACUUUCAAGGGAAAAUUUUGAUAAUGAGAUUCUAAAGAAGCGCCGCUCUCCGUUGGAUUUGCUUGAAGAAUACCCAUCUGCCGAGCUGCCUCUGGGUGACUUCCUCGCAAUGCUGCCGCCAAUGCGCAUUCGUCAAUAUUCGAUAUCUUCGUCUCCAUUGGCGGACCCGACAGUCGCAUCCCUUACUUGGUCGGUUCUAGAUGCGCCCUCCCGGAUCGCUGAUUCAAAACGGUUCCUUGGUGUGGCAUCCAACUUCCUCUCCAAAGUUGCAGAAGGCGAUAGAAUUCACGUUGCCGUGAAGACCAGUCAUGGCAACUUCAACCCUCCCAAGGACAUCGAGAACACACCCAUCAUGAUGUUCUGUGCCGGGACAGGCCUUGCCCCCUUCCGUGGUUUCGUUCAAGAGAGGGCAAUCCAAUGUCAAGCGGGACGAAAGGCCGCACCGGCAUACCUCUUCAUUGGCUGCAGACAUCCUGACAAGGACGCUCUCUUCAAGGACGAACUUGAUAAAUGGGAGAAGGACGGUGUAGUAACGGUGUUUUAUGCGUUUUCCGCAGCAAGUGAGCAGAGCAAGGGCUGUCGGCAUGUGCAAGACAGACUCUGGGAGGAGAGAGAUGCGAUGAGAAAGGUCUUCGACCAUGGUGCAAAACUGUAUGUCUGCGGAACUAGCAUGGUCGGAGAGGGUGUGGCAUCGACGGUGAAGAAAAUCUUCCAGGACUAUUGCCUCUCUGCUGGCAAGCCAAAGACAGAUGAAGAGGUUGAGAGUUGGUUCCGGGAGAUCAAGAGUGACCGUUAUUCCUCUGACGUCUUCGCAUAG